Brassica napus (rape) is the source of this 831-nucleotide messenger RNA. RefSeq names its product glutathione S-transferase T3-like. Lineage: Eukaryota; Viridiplantae; Streptophyta; Magnoliopsida; Brassicales; Brassicaceae. The record is from RefSeq and is a predicted model, not a curated record. The transcript has 3 exons. The coding region runs from base 1 to 831 and encodes 276 amino acids.
AUGGAUUCACCAUCAUCAAAACAUCUGUAUUUUAUUUCAGAAAGCAACAGUCAGCAACCAAACACCUCCUUCUCCUUUCUAAAUCGUGAACCUAGUAUAGAAGUCACCUCCUCGGAUGCAAAAUGGGCUGAAGAUGAUACUGAAGAUGAACACACCGUGUCUGACCGUAAAGAAAGACGGAAAUGGUCUCCAACUGAAGAUAUUGCGCUCAUCAGUGCUUGGCUUAACACCUCCAAAGAUCCGGUGGUGGGAAUGAGCAGAAAGCAAUCGUGUUUUGGAAACGGAUUACAGGCUAUUUUGCAUCCUGUCCAAAGGUUGCUGGUUUGCAAAAGAGAGGGGCAACACAAUGUAAACAAAGCUAGGAAAAAGAAAUCCAGUGGGCAGAGUGAGGAUGAUGUAUUAAAAAUGGCUCAUGAAAUAUUCUUCAAGGUCAAGUUUACCCUCGAGCAUGCUUGGUUAGAACUUCGCCAUGAUCAGAAAUGGUGUGGUGCUUCAGAGACUAAAGACAAGGUAAGCUCAAAAAGAAGAAAAUUGAAUGAUCAGUCCCAACAGUCAGCGUCUUCUGUGCCAGGGUGCGAUGGUGAGGAUGAAGCAUCGGCUCGGCCCAUUGGUGUCAAAGCAGCAAAGGGCAAAGGUAAAAGCAAGGCAAAGACUUCGGACAAGGCAGUGGAGUUUCAGGGCAUCUGGGAGAUAAAGCAAAGGGAUUUUGAGUUAAAGGAGAAGCUUAACAAGCAAAAGUUGCUUGAUAGCCUCAUUGCCAAGACAGAGCUUCUAGAUGAACUAGAAAUCUCUUUGAAAAACAAACUAAUAACUGACAUGUUGUUAAGUUAG